AUGCCUCCUUCGGCUAUACUCAUGGAGGAAUAUGGCCAGCCGGAAUCGCCAACGACCAAGGCCGAGUUGCAGGAUGGAAAACCGCCAAAGCCUAGUAGCGCUUCAACCAAAGCCGAAGAAUCCUCCGAAUUCGAUCAAGCAGCGCCCCAUACCACGAAGCGAGGCCUUUCAUCUCGUCAUGCCCAGUUCAUUGCCCUGGGUGGCGCCAUUGGUACCGGCCUGUUCGUCAGCUCUGGCAAGACACUCGCAACGGGUGGUCCAGCCUUCCUCGUUGGUAGCUAUGCGUUAUUGGCAGCCCUGGUUUACUGUGUUCUGACGGGUCUUACGGAGAUUUCGACAUACCUCCCGUUGCCUGGAGGAACAGUGAACUACUAUGGCCGACGCUACGUUUCGCCUAGCUUGGGCUUCAUGAUGGGAUGGCUUUAUUUCUACUCAUUCGCCAUCUUUGUCCCGUUUGAGCUCACAGCCUCAGCACUGGUCAUCAAUUACUGGGGACCCAAUGUCAACAAUGCUGUCUGGAUUACCAUUAUGCUAGUAUUAGUCGUUCUCCUGAAUCUUCUUCCGGUCAAGUUCUACGGUGAAACAGAGUUCUGGUUCGCCAGUCUUAAAGUGAUCACCAUCAUCGGCCUUAUGAUCUUAUCUUUUGUACUAUUUUGGGGCGGUGGCCCCAACCAUCAGCGUCUGGGAUUUUGGUACUGGCAAAAUCCAGGUGCUGUGAAGACCUAUAUAGUUGGAGGCGACGCGGGAAGAUUCGUGGCCGGCUUGGCCACACUCAUCAGCUCAGUCUUGCCCUUCACUUUCACCCCGGAGAUGGUCGUUGUCACAGCCGGAGAGAUGGUGAACCCCCGACGAAAUAUCCCAAGAGUAGCCAGAAACUUCUUUUGGCGUCUCAUAGUAUUCUACAUCGGCGGGAUGAUUGCCAUCUCCGUUAUUUGCCCAUCCGAUGCGUCUGCUCUUACCACCGGCGGCAAGGGGGCAGGAUCCUCACCAUGGGUCUAUGGCAUCCGCAACGCAGGGAUUCAUGGCCUUGAUAGUGUCAUCAACGCUGUUAUCAUCACGGCCGCUUGGUCCUCUGGUAAUUCAUUUCUUUACCUUGCGAGCAGAUCUCUGUAUUCGAUGGCCUUGGAGGGAGAUGCGCCUGCUAUUUUUGGCAGAUGCACCAAAUCUGGCGUCCCUGUUUACGCAGUGGGUGCAAGCUCGCUGUUUACCUUGCUGGCGUAUAUGAACGUCAACUCUUCCGCGGCUGAUGUCUUCAAUUGGCUCUUAAACCUUGUAAACACGGGCGGAUUCAUAUCCUGGAUCUGUUGCUCCAUCAUUUACAUUCGGUUCCGGAAGGCUUGUGAUCUACAGGGGAUGCCAGAACACAGAUUCAAAAAUUCUCGAUCUGUCUUGCAGCCGUACGCCUCUUGGUUCACCCUCUUCAUGUUCUCGCUACUGUGUCUCCUCAACGGCUUCACUGUCUUCUUCCCAUCACAAUGGUCGGUGGCGGAUUUCAUGUCAGCCUAUAUUGGGUUACCGCUAUUUGUGGUGAUCUAUUUCGUACAUCGGGGUUUCCACAUGGCAGACCCCUGGGUGAUUCCUGGCGAGUUGGUAGAUUUGCAAACUGGACUGGCAGAAAUGGAUGCUGAAGAGGAGGCUUUUGAGAAAAUUCCGCGAGUAGGGUGGAUCAAGCGGCUCAGAAAUCUUGUACGUCGUCAGUAG
Messenger RNA from Clonostachys byssicola, 1701 nucleotides. The record is from the annotation of a GenBank genome assembly. Lineage: Eukaryota; Fungi; Ascomycota; Sordariomycetes; Hypocreales; Bionectriaceae.